Aphanomyces astaci is the source of this 4919-nucleotide messenger RNA. RefSeq lists its product as hypothetical. Gene Ontology annotation, biological process: potassium ion transport. The transcript is spliced from 14 exons. The record is from RefSeq and is a predicted model, not a curated record. Lineage: Eukaryota; Oomycota; Saprolegniomycetes; Saprolegniales; Verrucalvaceae. The coding region runs from base 56 to 2977 and encodes 973 amino acids. Gene Ontology annotation, cellular component: membrane.
GUUCAUUCCCACGUAAACUGGAAAAGGCGCCGCGGCGGCCACCAACAAGGACUUGAUGGGAUACAUAUGUGUGGUACCACAGUUCGUGGAGAACAGUAAGAAGCUGACCUCGAAUGAAGUGCUGAGCGACAAAGCCACCUUUGACACCAUCACCAAGACGGAGAACUACCUACCGUGUUUCCAUGACCCGGCGUUCGUCCAACAGCAGUUGUACGUGUCGUUCAUCAUCUGGGCUUCGUUUCUGUUUUUCUCGAUCCUCUGGGUCGUCGCAUCCAAUCAACAGAACCGAUCUCUCAAGAACGACGAAGUCGGUUUCUCGCUCGCGCUGCGGCAGUGGGCGCGAAAGGAUCGCAUCGCCAUCAUCAUCAAUCGCCCAGUGCAACUUGUUGCGUCCCUCGGUAUCUUCGUGAUCCUCGUGAACCGAUGCAACUACCUGUCCGUGGACGUCGCCGAGUACUACAUCGGCCUCGCAUUGUACCUCGCGGCGUUCGUCGACACCCUCGUGCGGUUCUGCGCCGCCAAGCAAAAGAUCUCAUACGCGUUUUCUCCGUACACAAUCCUCGACAUCUUCAGCUUGGCGUCGUACUUUUGCGUUGGGUUUGCGCCCAGUCUGCUCAUCAACGGCACGGCGGCGCGCACGUGGCUCGACUUCAGCAUCAUGCGGUCUAUCUUCAUCUACCGGAGCUUCAUGGAGAUGGACUCGCACUUCGACACGUCCACGCGGGGCAUCAUGCUGUUCCGCCUAGCGGUCCGGUGCUUCCUUUUGCUCAUGUGGGCCGCGUCCGUCAUGUUCUUUGUCGAAAUGACUGGCGAAAUCAACGCGUUCGUCGACAACGGGUUUGCGCACUUGUAUUCUUGUCCCAAUGGCACGAUCUCGUCGGCAUCGAGCGACGGCGCGUGCGGUUCCGAGACCUGGUCCAUGAUGUUUGCGCUGUACUUCACCGUGGUGACGCUGGGCACGGUCGGGUACGGGGACAACUCGGCGCACUACCUGCCGUCGCGGUUGCUCGUGAUGGUGUUUAUAUUGGCGGGUAUUAUUUUGUUUUCGAUGGAAAUUCAAAAUAUGGUCAAUCUGUACCAACUGCGCAAAAUCGGCAACCCGCCGUAUCGCCCCAAGUCGCGCACUACUCAGCACGUUGUGAUUAUGGGCAACCCCACGUAUCCCCAGCUGUCGGCAACGUUGCGGGAACUGUUUCAUCCAGACCAUUUCCAAGGCAUCGACCGCACGUUUCUGCAUGCGGUAGUGCUUGGUGACUCGUCGUCCAAGUACGUCAAAGGGCUCAUCCAGCGCCUGGAAAGCGAGCCCAAGUUUGCAUCCACCGUGACGUUCGUCGCUGGAGAUCCCACCGACGACGCCGACUUGGACCGGGUUCGACUGAAAGAUGCCAUUGGGGCGUUUUUUAUUCCGGACAAGCUCGCGUCGGACGCUGUGAAAGAAGACGCACGGAACAUCAUGCACAUCUUGUCGGCCAAGCAGUACGCAGGAUAUGACUUUCCAUGCUGGGCCAUUGCCCUCCGCAACGAUAACAUCCGCCACAUGCUAGCCGCGGGCGUGGACCGAGACGGCAUCGUGUGCGAGGAGACUAUGAAGAUGGGCGUCAUGGCUCGCAGCUGCGCUUGUCCUGGCUACGCCACGUUCCUCUCCAACCUGGCGUCGUGCUUGUCGCUGGCCAAGCAACCCGACUCGCCGUUCGCCCUCCGAUCGAAAGCGGCCCUCGGCGGCGACCUGAAUGCCGCACCAUGCGUCGCCGCCGCCGCCGCGCAGCCAUGGAUGAACCACUAUUACGCUGGCGCGUCUCGCGAGUUUUACGUCGUAUCGCUCAGCAAGGAGUUUGCCGACAUGACAUUUCGGGACGUAGCGGCCCAAAUCUUUACGCGCUCCAAGGGGUCGGUGGUCCUGAUCGCCGUGGAAGUGGUGGUAGACGACCCGAGCGAGAGCGACGCCAUGGCCGCGCGCAUCCAUGGCGUCCGCGUGAUGCUGAACCCAGGCCACGCCAUGCGACUCAAGGAAGGCAGCUCUGUGUACGUCAUCGCAGACGACCUCGCCAGCGUCCAGGCGUUCCACAUCACAAACGACGACGUCGCAGAUGACGAGGACGAUGUCGUGCACAGCCCUCGUCCGUCCACAGGACGACAGUCGACCCUCCGCACGCCGCUCUUGCCGUCGUCCUCUUCGAUGUUGCCCUCCACAACCCACCCAGCCAAAGCCCCCGUGCCUCCGCCCAGGCGCUUUCGUGUAUCCUCCACCAGUCCUGCUGGUUUUUACUCCACUUCUCACUCUCUCUCUCUCUCUCUAGACUUUGCUCAGUGGCGAAAGCAUGCACUUGGAUUCCACGUUGGAUCGGGUGGUGUCGUCGAUUCGAUUGCCGACGCGACGCCCGGACCAGACCGUGGACCCUCGUCGGGCGUCGUUGAUGGACGUGUUUUCAUCCGGGUCGCCCGUCCACGAGCAGCCGCGGGAGCUGACGCCGCCGCCCAUGUCCGUGUUGGAAGACCCGCGGCACAUCGUCGUGUGCAGUUUCUUGGGGGACGAGUCGUUGGCGGCGCUCCAGUGGUUCAUCUCGCCCCUUCGAGGGGUGUAUUCGCUCAACAUGCCGCCGAUCACCAUCUUGGACGCGUCGCCGCCGUCGGGGGACUGGGUGUCGGCCAUCGCCAAGUUUUCCGAUGUCUAUUAUGUAUGCGGAAGUCCGUUGGUGUACCGAGAGCUGCAGCGUGCCGGCGCCAAGUCGGCGCAUUCGGUGCUGGUGCUGGCCAAGAAGUCCAAGGCCACCAGUACCGACGGAGGGGCCGGACCGAUGCAAACCAGCUUGAUGGACGCCGACGCCAUCUUCACGACCCUGCUGGUGGACCUCAAGAUGAACCCGAGUCGCAUGUUCACGCUCACGGAACUCACAGACGAAUCCAAUUCCAAACUCCUCAACAAGCGGUUCCUCGUCCAGCAACCUGGCGCACCCCACAACGAUGGCUCGACGGAUAAACUGCACUCGAUGUGGGACAUUGCGCUGAGCGCGUCCGCGGGUGUCCACAACGGCAGCACAUCGUCGUCGUCCGCGCCGUCGAUUUAUUCGAUGCCGUUGUACAUGUCGGGGCGACUCAUGCACCCGCAAUUCUGUGAAAACCUCCUUGUCCAGGUCAUCUCUCUCCAUGUCCACCUCAAAUACCCCAAAAAGUGAAAUAUAUUGUAGUCGUACUACGACCCAAGCAUCCAUCGCAUCUUGCGCCAGUUGGUCGGCGGACCGCGGUCCACUGGCAUCAUUUGUGCAGUGCCGCUGCCUCGAGCGUACCACAACGGCAACGUCGAGUAUGGACUACUCUUUCACGCGUAUGCAGACCGCCACUUUCCCGGCAUUCUCCUCGGGGUAUAUCGGAAACCCACCCCCGCCACCGACGCUUCUGCAGCAUCGUCGAUCCUUCCUGUCGUACUCACAUGCCCGGCCACCUCCCUCACGGUGAAUCACACAUUUGUACAUACUGUAUCACAUGGCGAUGCUCUAGAUGGCCGACGGCGACGUCUUGUACGUCUUGUACGGGUGGAACGUGCUCGAAGACGCCGCCAAAGCGAUUCAAGUGGCGUUUCGGGCGUGGAAAGGCGUCCGCCCGUGGCUGUCGCACCCCCCGCGUUCCCUCAUGCGCCGUCGAACGACCAAGUUGUAAUUCUAUAAACUGUAUAUACACUACUAGUAGUAGUAGUAGUGUUUAACUGUGACGUUUGGCCUUCUUGUUGCGUUUCGUGGGCUGCAUGACGAUCUUCUUGCCCUUCUUGUCGCCCCCCUUCUUCUUGUCCGCCGCCUUGGCAUCACGUUUGCGCUUCUUGCCCUUGGUCUUCUCGAGCAGAUCCGCGGGGAGUGUCACAUGCUUCCGCCGCUUCCGCGCACGUUCCUUGGCUUCCACUUGCUUCUGGUUGGCCGGGCCCAAGAGCACGCGAAGGUCGCGCAGGAGCGCCGGACGCACGGGGUACAACGCGUCCGCGUGGCGCCACUUGGCCGCGUCCCAGCCCACAAACAGCUGGACGCCGUCCGUCUCGGUGCUGGCGGCGGGGAUCGUGCCGGCACUACUGCCUUCCUUGUCUGUCGCUCGCACAAACACAAACGUUUCGCUGUCCCAAAUGGGAAAGCUGCCCUUGGACAGCACCUUUUUGUUCGAGUACCCCGGGUACAAGCACCGAUCAAACACAACCGACCCAGUGUGCCGCAGCCCGUUGGCUUCGGCGAGGGCCACCACGCCCCAUUGUCCGAACGGCGGCUUGGUCUUGUGCGUGACGUGGACUUCGCCGUGGGGGGCCAGCACGCCCACUACGGCGGUGAAGAACCCUUGAAGGAGCUGCUUGUUGUCGUCCAUUUCAUUGUUUUGGCCGUCGGCGCCGUCGGGCAUGCGCACACACGGAAAGUUCCAAAUCACGCGGUCAAACUUGGUCGCGCCGGCCGCCGCCUUGAGCGACUUGGCGCUUGUGGCGUCGACUUCGUGCAAAACAGACGCACCGGCGGUGGUCAAUGUGUCGAGAAUGGCAGAGCUGUCGGGGUAGGUUUCCACGACGGUGUCUUUAGCUUCGUGGGAGGUGGCCGUAAGUUGGGACGCCUCGCCAAGGUACCCGAGCAGUGCGCGGGAGAAGGAGAAGUUGCCGUCGCCCAACGUCAGCACCUUGUGGGAGGGCUGAAGGAGGACAUUUCGAGGGACAAUCUCGAGUUCUGCUUCUUCUGCGUUGUCGCCGUCGUCCUCUCGGGCGGCGUACGGGUCGUUGAAGCGCGGGCAUUGUUCUGGUCGCACAUUCGGCAUGACGUCCUUGCCGCCGUAGAUGAACAGCUUGUAGCAGCAUGGUCUGCAAAGAUUGAUGGCGCAUUGAAUCGUGUUGGCCUGCACGUACAACUUGUCCGUGGCGCGGUCCGUGGCUGUUGCCUCGCUCAUCGUGGUUCAACGCAAAU